Molecule: messenger RNA, 4590 nt
Organism: Orussus abietinus
Lineage: Eukaryota; Metazoa; Arthropoda; Insecta; Hymenoptera; Orussidae
Product: dynein assembly factor 1, axonemal homolog
Exons: 14
Coding region: 1-4590 (1529 amino acids)
Molecular function (GO): protein binding
Source: RefSeq, a predicted model, not a curated record
AUGGAUGGAUUGACCGUUUUUGAAAAGGGUCCGAUUCACGACGAAAGUGAUAUCCACAUUUGCGAUUCUGAUACCGCCGUGUCUUCAGGGACCAAAGAGGUUGACAACACCGAAGCUGAAAGUUGUAGCACCGGAACUUCAAUUUCUGAAGUACAGACACUUCGAGUCGACGAAGAUGAAGAGGGGCUGCCAGCGGAAUUGGACGCUGAGAGUUUGCAGAUUGGGAGAAAGGCGCCAUAUUUGAAAAGUUACGACCCUCUUAAUUUCCCCGAAGACGAGCCUGUUGUUAAGUCCGAAGAGUUCGUGCAAUUCGCGGCAAAGAUGAAGUUCUUUGGGAUGGAGAAGUCUUCGGAGGAAUUGAGGAUCUCGGAAUAUUUUCAUGACAAUUUAGGAGACGUUGAUGAGGAGAGGUCAUUUUUCAAAGACGCGGAGAGUCUGGACAAAGUAUUUGAAGAUGAAAUUCAUUGGAACUUCCCAGAGGAGAUGAGAGCUCUCAGUAUAAACUGUGAAGCUAACGAAGAAAGCCUUAGAGAGGAUUUGUCAUUCUUUGAAAACUUCGGGAAAUUAGAGCAAGAGGAGAAUGAAGUAACUUCAAUCGAAGCAGACAAGCAAGAAAUUGCAGACGAAGAAAGGGAAUUGCCAUUAAACGAUGCAGACCGUUUAGAGAAUAAAAAAGAAGACACGGAAGAAGAAUUAAAGCAGACGAAAGUCUUUCCUAUCUAUUGUGAAAUCAAUGAAGAUAUUGAUGGAAACAAACGCGAAGACGAUUGGAAGAUAGUUUUGCAGAACAUGAGAACCCUGGAAGACGUAGGGGAAGAAAUUCAAAGGAGAAAAAGGGAAGGAAGAUGCGAAGACAUCGAGCAGGAAUUACGGAAUAUCGAAAAAGAGAUAAGCAAAAGAGACGACGAGCAAGAUACGCUGAAAGAGGAACUUGAAGAACUAUCUAAACUGGCGGAAGAGCAGGGCGAAGAAUCGGAGAUGAAAGUUCAGGAAAAGCUUAAGAUAAUCGCAGAUGGAAAGGAGAGAAUAGAAAGAGAAAAGAAGGAAGCUCUAGAGGAUCUUGAAUUGAAGUUCGCGGAAGUCGAGGAAAUGAUGGCUCGACAGAAAAAAGAAGAAGAUGUCUCCUCAAUGAGAAAUUCGGUAGAGGAAGAAGAAAUAAAAUCCGACAAUUUGAAUAUCGAAGAAAUUGAAGAUGCACACGUAGAGUUUCCUCGGACGAAAACGGAAAUCACGGAGGAAUUUCGCCGGAAAGCGAAGAAAUCGGAUAAUCAUCAGGAUGAGAAAAAAGACGAAGAAAUGAAUUUGCGUCUUCAGGGAAAAGAAAUCAAUUUCUCCGUAAGUAACAGCGUGAAUAUCGACAUCUUCCCAGAUAAUUACAGAAUCCCGGAAAUGAAAGAAGAAGUCGAUGCAGAAGAUGAGAAGACGGGAGAAAAAAAUUCGGCAAAAUUUGAAGAGCGAGUACCCGAAGAAACGGAAAAUCACGACGGGGAAGACGUGGACACUGAUCUCAAUGACCUUUUUUCGGAAAAUAAAUCGAAGGAAGAAGAAAGAGUCUACGUAGAUGACAAGGUCUAUGAAUUCGACGAGAAGAAACAUGGCGUCAGGAUGACGGAAAAGUUUAUAAAAAAGCAUUGUAAGGAACAGAAACUCUACCAAACCCCAAGAUUAAACGAUGUCCUGUAUCUCCAUUACAAGGGCUUCUCUUAUAUCGAAAAUUUGAAAGAAUACACGGGAUUAAAAUGCCUCUGGCUCGAGAACAACGGGAUCCUAGAAAUCGCAAAUUUGGGAAACCAAACCGACUUGAGAUGUCUCUUUUUGCACAGCAAUCUGAUAAGUAAAAUCGAAAAUCUCGAGUGCCUCGCGAAAUUGGACAGUCUGAAUCUUUCUCACAACAUGAUAAGAAAAAUCGAAAAUUUAGACAGUUUGAAGGAGCUGAAAACAUUGAACUUAUCUCACAAUUAUCUUCAAAAUUCUAACGACUUGGAACAUCUAAGGACACUUGAUAACCUCUCCAUUUUGGAUCUUUCACAUAAUCGAAUCGACACAUUCGAUGUUGUAGAAAUUUUGGGAGACAUGAAGUCUUUGCGUGUUGUCGUCUUAACAGGAAAUCCUGUCCUGAAGAACAUAAAAAUGUAUCGCAAGACGAUGACCUUGAAAUGCAAGAAUCUGCAAUAUUUGGACGAAAGACCAAUUUUUCCACGCGACAGAGCUUGUGCCGAGGCUUGGUUCCGAGGCGGUCCAGAUGAAGAACUCGCAGAAAGGCAAAAAUGGAUUCAAGCGGAGCAGAAGAAAAUCAACGACAGCGUAAUGGCCAUCAUAAAUAAGAGGAAGAAGGUCGAACAGGCGCAAAUUUCGCAAAAGGAAGGAAGUAGUACCGAAUACAAAAAUGAAGCUGAAGAGAUUAUCACUACAUCUUCGGAGUUGUUAAGCUUGGAGAAGAAGAAAUCCGCAGUCUCUUCGUCUAGUUCCUCGGAAGAGGAAAAUAGUGAAGAUGAGAAAGACAGCUUCGAUAAAAAUAACAGUGAAGACGACUUUAAGAAAGAGGCGACAAAGGACAGCGAUGAAAUACUACUUCCUUGGAAAACUCAAAAUCGAAAAAUAAACGAACCGACGCGUUUAGUAGAAGAAAUCUCGAUCUCCGAAGGCUAUCAUGUCGGUGACGCCAAAAGGAAAGGAUUAGGAAGACGAAUUCUAGAAAGUCGUCAAAGUGAAGACGAUCUUCCAGGAGAUUGCAUAGUAAACAGGGAAUUAGCAGAUUACGAGAAAUUAGUGUCGACAUAUAAAGAAGAAAUUGAAUCUCCGAAAUCUGCGAAACAUGCCAAAGAAGAUGAAGUGUCAGUUUUAGCGACAGAGAAGUGUUGCUUCACCGAAUUAUUCGACAUCGAAGAAUGCACCAAGGAUGUUCACAACGAAGAAAAGGAGAAACUGGACAAAUUAAUGAUGGAGAAUCGUCGAAUCGAAGAUUACUCCGCGGAAGAUUACGAGAAGCUAAUCAAGGCUUAUCAGUGCGAGAGAAUUUUAUCGCCGAGACCUUGGAAAAAUGUCGAGGACAGUGAAGAAACAAGUGGUGCAGUUCUUGAAGUUGCAGGAAAGUGUAAUUUCUUGGGAGACACUGCAGAUCUGUCCGAGUAUGUAAAGCCAUGUAAAAGAAAUGAAGAAAUUUCCGAGGCAAGAGAAACGAGCGAGGAACUCGCUAAUGAAGAUAUGAAACAUCCGGUGAGCUCUCAGCUUAGUAAAAUUCGCAAGGAAAUGAAGACAUUUUGUGCGGACAUGGAUAAAUUCGUGGAGGAGAACAAUAUCACUUACAAACAUGGAAAAGUGGACAGAUUUUGGGGCGCUAAAGACCAAGCGAAGGAGAAUUCAAAAACUGAUCUGUCCGAGUCAGAGGGUGGAUCAAAUGUCGAUUGCGCGAUGAUCCCUCUUUCGGAAAAGGAUAAUUCGACAGAAGAAAAGGAAGAAGUCCCGGCUCUCGAUUCGACGCCGUUUAAUGAAAGGCGUGCCGAAAAUUUCCCAACUUUAGUGGAAGAGGUACAAGAAGAACCGACUAAAACAUCCCCAGAUCCUGAGGAGGAUGAACUUUUAGAUACCGAACCGAUCUGCGAAUUCUUCAAGAUUUUCGAAGGCAUAAACAACCAGUCAGAAAGUCCCGAAAGAGUUUUGGCCUCGAAGAAAUCGUCUUCUAGUCCUGAUAUCGAGGGUCUGAUAAAAACUAUGGACUCUUUAUGUCUUGACAAGAGUGAAGAAACAUCACCGAAACAAGCCGGCAAGCGACUGCGAGAAGAAGACAUAUCAGAGAUCAGUCGGAAAAAGUCCUUGAUGGAGGAAAUCAAUGUCGAAGAGAAGACUCCAAGUCCGAGAACGAUCAGCCAGGUUUCGGAACGUUCUCGCCUUCACUCGAUUCGUCAAACGAAAAAAAUGUCAAAAAAUUCCCCCUUAAUCGACAGCCUUAAAGCUACUGCGAGUAUGCGUCCAAAGUCGGAUGCCAAGACGCUGGCGAGCCUUCUAAAAAACACGGACGUCACGGAGAUUACGAUAAAAGGGAUGAACUUCAAGGAGUUCCUCGACUACGUGGACGAGAAGGAGAAUCGGAAGAAGCUUCCGAUCGACCCUGAGUACUUGAAGUAUGAAGUGAGGAAGGACGCGUCACCAAGGGAAACCGAGGAAACAACGUCAAAAGUAGAUGAUAAACAUCUAAUAGAGGAGAUUCCGAUCGGUUCAGGAGGAGAUAAAGUAGACAAACCAGCGGAAGUUAUACUCGUCCAUCAAGAAGAAAUGGACGAAGCCCUGAAGGCGCGAAUCACGAGGAACAUUAACAAGCCGAAGAGUAUGGAAGAAAUGGAGCGAGGAAGAAAGUCGGCGAAAGGGUUGAUGGAAGUCUCGAGAAAGGCCAUGGCCGAAGGAAGACUUCCAGAUAAUCACUCCGAGGAAACGGAGAUUAUGCCCAUGACGAAAUUAUUCGGGAGUCAAGGCGGGAAGAAGAAGAGUGCCGAAGAAGUGAAGAACGUCAGGAAGGACAACGACAAUGAAGAACAAACGGCUAUUCGGAAAGUCACGAAGACUUUGGAAAUGCAAAUGGCUCAAGGAAACUGA